This is a messenger RNA of Onthophagus taurus, 918 nucleotides long. It is a transcript of the gene P32, whose product is annotated as complement C1q binding protein P32. The record is from RefSeq and is a predicted model, not a curated record. Gene Ontology annotation, cellular component: mitochondrial matrix. NCBI's taxonomy places the organism in Eukaryota, Metazoa, Arthropoda, Insecta, Coleoptera, Scarabaeidae. Gene Ontology annotation, biological process: cytosolic ribosome assembly.
GCUAAACGCGUACCAACAAAAAACUGUUAAAAUCACGUUUUGCCGGUUUCUCACAUCACACGGCGUGGUCUCAUUUAACAUUAUCGAAAUAUCCGAAAAUGAAUAGCAUCGUAAGAGCCGCUUUGCGUAUAAACGGUUUUAGGCCGCUUUUGAGUUGUACGAAAACGUCGGUCUAUGCGAAAAAUGCCGUUCAACAGCGACAGCUCGCCCGGAAUUUUUGGUACAUGUGCAACGUGCGAAACGAUCACUCCACCGUUUCUUCGACCGUUUUGAAGAGUCCAAGCGAAAUUUGUAGCUGCGGGUGCGGAAAACAUCACGUUCAUAGUAAAGCCGAAAAGGAAUUAGUCGAAUUUUUAACCGAGGAGAUUUUGGCAGAACGGAAAGCACAAAAAGUUAAAGCAAUUCCAACCGAAAUCGAUGGGUUUAAAGCUACGUUAAACGGCUCUGAAAUUACCUUAACUAAACAAGCAGAUAAAGAAACAGUAAAAAUUACUUUUAAUGUAAAUCAUACUGUUGAUACUGAUGGAGAACCAGAAGUUAUGCCAAAUAUGGAUAAAGCAGAAAUUGGCGAAUUAAAAUCAAAACCAUCGUUUAAAAUUGAUUUGAUUAGAGGUGAUGUUACUGUUUGUUUAGUUUGCUCGUUUAUUGGACCAAACGAGCAAGAAGAAGGUUAUAAUGAUAUUUUUGGAAUUGAUGAAGUUAGUAUUUACUCAGGAAGCUGGAAUGAACAAGUUUAUGCCGUUUCUGGAGAAGUAAUAGAUUCUUAUUUAUAUGAUCUUUUAAUGAAUUACUUGGAGGAGAAAGGUAUUUCGAACGAAUUUGUGGAGAAAUUAUCGGAUUAUAGCACAGCUUACGAACAUUCGGCUUAUAUUGGAUUACUUGAAGGUCUCUCGAAGUUUGCUUCAGCUAAAUAAAAAU